Messenger RNA from Prorocentrum cordatum, 190 nucleotides. Lineage: Eukaryota; Dinophyceae; Prorocentrales; Prorocentraceae. The record is from the annotation of a GenBank genome assembly.
UCUCUCCUACAACGCUGGGAUCAGCGCGUGCGAGAAGGGCGGGCAGUGGCAGCGGGCGCUGGCGCUGCUGAGCGAGAUGUGGGAGGCGAAGGUCGAGCCUACCUUUAUCAGCUACAACGUUGGGAUCAGCUCGUGCGAGAAAGGCAAGCAGUGGCAGCGAGCUCUAGGACUGCUCAGCGAGAUGCGUGAG